GCAUCAGAAUAUUUACUAUUGUUUAUAUAUUGACAGGGAUAAAAUUGUUAAAUAACUCGACUAGACUAUGCGAUAAGCGCAAAUCACAUACAAUAAGGAGAGACAACACGUACACAAAAUUGACCUGUCUCUUUCAUCUGUUUGCCUUCACAAACUUCAAAAACCAAGAAACAAAAUUUCCAACUGCUAGAACUUUAGAGAAUGGCGAAUGAAGACGAAAAAAAAUUAUUGUUUCGAAUGCAGCACAUAAUCCCGCGCGGUUUGUCAUCUCCAACCAUUUCAAAUAAUCCCAAUACAAAUAUAUCUUCAUCUUCUUCUCCUGAAGAAAUCGAGAUUCAAAUGACUUGGGGAAAAGUAGCAGCCAAAGUUUGGGGUCCUGCAAACGGUCGACCAGUCAUUGCUAUCCACGGUUGGUUAGACAACUCUGGGACAUUCGACACUUUAAUACCUCUUCUUCCAAAAGAUUUAAGGAUUGUCGCUGUAGACAUCCCAGGUCACGGACUUAGUGAUCACUUCCCACCCGACAUCGCUUAUAAUUAUAUCGACACUCUUGUGGCGGUGGAAAGAUUAAUGAAACGUUUUCAAUGGCAAAAGGUUUCCUUUCUAGUCCACAGUUUGGGUGGCGCGACAGCGAUGCUUUACGCAGGAGUGUUUCCAGAGAAAGUGGAAAAAGUUGUCUGCUUGGAUAUCAUCCGUGCUACACCAACGAUUCCGGCAACCGUCGAUGUACGUUUGCGCAAAACGAUCGGAAAGUUACUCAAGUACGAAGACGCCAUCAUCUCUGGACCGGAACAACCCAUAAGCUACGAGUCAGCAGUGGAGCGAUGGGUUAGUGGUACGUUCGGCUCGCUCGAUGACAAAGCCUGUCGAAUCCUGUGUAAGAGAGGCUUGAAAAAAUUCGAGGAUGGCUACGUUUUCAGUCGGGAUCGACGUAUUCUCGCGGCCCCAUUGGCUUUUAUUCCCAAGGAAGAUCAAGUUAUUUUAGCGCGUAAAGUCACGGCCGAUGUUCUGAUCAUUAAAUUCAGCGAAGGUCCGUAUUACGAACCCGCAGAGAACUACCGAGAACAUGUCGAAGCUCUUCGAACUCAAUCAAAAUGUGUCCGCUACGUCGAAAUGGAAGGGAAACAUCACACACAUUUGACGCAUCCGGAGCUUGUUGCUCCAAUUAUCAACGAAUUUCUAAAUUUUCAGAGUUCAGUCUAAGAUUCAUGAAAUUUAAAAACCGGUACGUUUUCUAACAAUUCGGGUUUCUAUAUUUCUCCCUUCUCUUCUUCAAGGAUUUCUGAUUUUGUGCACUAGUGUACCGUCAACUAUGAUGCUGCUAGUGUAAAUUACCGAUUCAGACUCGGAAAUAUAUACUGGAAUGUAUAACGAA
Molecule: messenger RNA, 1375 nt
Organism: Daphnia pulex (common water flea)
Lineage: Eukaryota; Metazoa; Arthropoda; Branchiopoda; Diplostraca; Daphniidae
Product: serine hydrolase-like protein
Exons: 5
Coding region: 202-1203 (333 amino acids)
Source: RefSeq, a predicted model, not a curated record